AUGCCGUACCAGGGAUCGGUGCUGCCUGAACCAAUACCCGACAAUGUGACAAUCUGGUCAUGGCUGUUCGAGACGAAACAUUCACCACCAGGGGUCAGGCCAUCAGGAGGCUUUCGCGAUGCGUCGACCGACCAGUUCCUCUCCUUCGACGAUAUUCGCCGCCUUGCAACCCGUCUGUCGACCAUCCUGUACCACAAAUACGGUCUGCGCACUGGAGACGGAGUUUGCGUGUUUUCUGCGAACACAAUAUGGUACCCCGUCGCGAUGUUUGCGGCAGUCCGACUCGGGGUGGUGUUCACUGGUUCCUCGCCGGAAUAUGGCCCGGACGAAGCAGGCUAUAUUUUGAAGGCGUCGAGAGCCAAGCUGGUGUUUGCGGAUCAGAGUUCGCUCAAAGCAGUCUCGCAAACGUUUAACGCGGAUCGGAUUGUCCUUCUGGAACCUGCACAGGCUUCUGGCGCUUUGCCUUCAGUCAAGAACUUACUCGACGAACCAGACUCUGGCGGAGCUCCCGCGCCUUUCACGCUUCCCGCAGGCAAGAAAAACGGUGAGGUCUGCGCGUACCUGAGUUUCACCUCUGGCACGACGAGCCGGCCGAAGGGCGUCAUGAUAUCCCACAGAAACGUGAUCGCCCAGAUCAUGCAGAUGCGGUCGCUUGGCCGGCAAGACCUUCCAAGGGUCUUGCUAGGAGUCUUGCCACUGUUUCAUAUCACCGGGCUCGUUCAGAUCUUGCAGCUGCCAAUCGUCCUCGAUCAAGAAGUCAUCUUGAUGCCCAAGUUUGACAUGCAGGGCAUGAUGGACACGAUAGUCAAAUACAAAUGCGAUGAAUUGUGGCUUGUACCACCUCUUCUCAUCAGACUGGUCAAUGACCCGAUCGCCGCCAGCCAUACCUUGCCUUUGGUGAAGCAAUUCAACACCGGGGCUGCGCCUCUGGCCCAAGAGAUCGUCGAAAAACUUGCGAAGCGGUUCCCGCAUAUCGCGAUACGGCAGGCAUGGGGAAUGACCGAGAGCACCAGUGCCCUGACACUAACACCACCGGCAUUGCAAACCUAUGAGAACGCUCACACAGUUGGUGCCGUCGUUCCGGAAACAGUGUUGAAGAUAGUGGACCCGGACACUGGGAAGGAAAUCAAAGAAGGCGAGAGCGGAGAGAUCUGGGCAAAAGGCCCUCAGGUAACGAUGGGAUAUCUUGAUAAUCCGAGCGCCACAGCAGAGACGUUUGACCAAGAAGGAUAUCUACACACCGGUGACAUAGGCUCCAUGCUGCCUAGUGGUCUCCUUCUGGUCCAGGACAGGCUCAAAGAGAUGAUCAAGGUCAAAGGCGUAGGAGUCGCUCCAGCCGAACUGGAAGAUCUCUUGCUUGGCCAUCCGCUGGUCGUCGACGUUGCGGUCAUUGGUAUUCCCGAUCCAUAUUCCGGAGAGCUGCCAAAGGCCUUCGUCGUACUGAGCGAAAAGGCCAAGCCUGAUCCUCAGACGGCACGGGAAUUGCAAGACUUCGUGCGCCAAAAGAAAAGUAGAAGCAAGUGGCUGGGUGGUGGUGUGGAGUUCGUCAACCAGAUUCCCAAGAGUGCUUCCGGCAAGAUUCUGCGGCGGAUGCUGAGAGACCAAGAGAGGGCUCGUGCACAGGCAUCCGCGAUCAGAAGUCGGUUGUAG
Messenger RNA from Fonsecaea multimorphosa CBS 102226, 1650 nucleotides. RefSeq lists its product as uncharacterized. Lineage: Eukaryota; Fungi; Ascomycota; Eurotiomycetes; Chaetothyriales; Herpotrichiellaceae. Gene Ontology annotation, biological process: secondary metabolic process. The transcript has 7 exons. The coding region runs from base 1 to 1650 and encodes 549 amino acids. Gene Ontology annotation, molecular function: CoA-ligase activity. The record is from RefSeq and is a predicted model, not a curated record.